Molecule: messenger RNA, 1305 nt
Organism: Mugil cephalus (flathead mullet)
Lineage: Eukaryota; Metazoa; Chordata; Actinopteri; Mugiliformes; Mugilidae
Gene: rpp25a
Product: ribonuclease P and MRP subunit p25, a
Exons: 1
Coding region: 358-963 (201 amino acids)
Biological process (GO): tRNA 5'-leader removal
Cellular component (GO): ribonuclease MRP complex
Molecular function (GO): RNA binding
Source: RefSeq, a predicted model, not a curated record
UGUCCUCAGUGCUGAAUAGAGCAAGGACAUCUUUUCCUUCACAUCAGUGGGAUUAGAGGAAGAAAUGCCCCUUCAUUCUGCUGGCUGUCAUCUUAGUGCUCAGAAGAUAAAACGGAAAUGCAGCACAGAAAGGAGGACUGAGAGUAGAUGAAGUGACAAGUUUGGAUUACAAAGCUAAAAUAAUCUUCGGGUUCUUAAACUAAAUAAAGAAGAAACGUGCUUCAGAUCAGAGAAAUGCAAAUAAUCCAAUGAUGCAGACUUAGAAACAGCAAUCUUUACUGUUACUUUAUUGCUUUCUGAACAAUGACUUAACCCAGGGGUCAGACGAAGAGUUCAAAUGCUGCACACAGCACUAUAAUGGAACAUCAGCCUACUUCAUUCACUCCUUCUUCGCAUUCUUCAUCUCCAAAAGCUGGCCAGAGCAACUUGAGGAGAAUCAGCCGCACCGAGGACAGCAGCCUCUAUCCGAUCCCGGGCCUUGCAGCCGACAUCCUGCACAUGCGAGUAAAAGACGGAAGCAAGAUCCGCAAUUUACUGCGAUUUGCAACGGCUCGCAUGCAAGGGGACGGGAGAGACAGCACCGGGACGUCACUGAGACAGGUGGUCUUCACUGGCUCAGGUAGGGCAGUCACAAAGACCAUUACCUGCGUGGAGAUCCUGAAACGUAAAGUGGAGGGGCUGCACCAGGUGUCCAAGCUGUACUACAAGACAGUGAAAGAGGUCUGGGAGAGUCCCCAGCAGGGAGCACCAGGCAUGACCAUGGAUAGGACAGUUGCUGCCAUCUGUAUCCUUCUCUCUAAAGACCCUCUGGAUCCCCACGAGCCUGGAUACCAGCCCCCACAGAUCCUCUGUGUUCCCACAGAGGGUGUGGAGAGACACGGAGGUCUGUUCAGGACAGCUCCCUCCUCACAGCACACGGCCAAGAGACUCUGUCUGGAUGACUGGAGUGUAUGUCCUCACUGAAUGUAGUAUUUCAUGGAAAAUCUUACAUGAGGCUUGUUGAUAGAUACGUUUAUUGAGUAUAUUAGCAGCAGGAAGCAAUAUGUCUAUAUUUUACCCUCUUUUUACUACUAAAUUAAUCAAAAAUCUCUUAAUUUAUAACCUACAAUACUGUACAUUUAAUAUUGUACCACAUUCAUAUAUAUAUUAUGAUCAAUAUUACUGUAAAUAGUUACGGUGGCACAUUUAUAUUAAUAUUAUGAUGGGUUGUUCUGUUACAAAAUAUCUGAAAAGUGCUAAAACAAUAAUCUGUAUAUAGAUCUUAUAUCUGCUCUGUUUUCUACUUUGGGAAAUAAUGUAUGUACA